AUGGAUCAUCUUGAGGACUUGUUUGGCGGCCAAGCCACUGAAAAAUGUCAGAAAGCCCUAAGUAAUCUCAUUAAUUACAGACAGAAGGCUAGGUCUUCCAUAAAGGAACAUAUGCUGAAGGUGAUGUGCUAUUUGGUUGACACUCAGAUCAUUGGGGUUGACAUCGAUGGUGAGUCUCAAUUGACCGUGAUCUUUGAGACUUUGUCGAAGGAGUAUAUUCUGUUUAGGGCAACGUUCAAUUUGAGCGCUAAACAAAAUAUAACCCUGACAGAGUUGAUGCAAGAACUUCAAAAGUUUCAGUGGAUGAUCAAGGGGCCAACUAUUGUGGAGGCCAACUUGGCUGAGGCAUCUUCCUCCAAACCCUCUCCAGGGAAUGGAAAGAAGAAGCAAGGGGCCAAGAAUAAGAGUUCUUCAGUUCCGCCAAACAAGGCCAAGAACGAGAAGAAGAAGAAGAACCCAAACAAGCUCAAGUGCUUUCAUUGCAGGAAUGUGGGGCACAUGAAGAAGAAUUGCAAAGACUACCUAGCCUCUAAAGGCAGAGGAGGGGUUCAAGCAAACGAGAAGUCUUCUAAGUGA
Molecule: messenger RNA, 576 nt
Organism: Morus notabilis
Lineage: Eukaryota; Viridiplantae; Streptophyta; Magnoliopsida; Rosales; Moraceae
Exons: 2
Coding region: 1-576 (191 amino acids)
Molecular function (GO): zinc ion binding; nucleic acid binding
Source: RefSeq, a predicted model, not a curated record